Molecule: messenger RNA, 2397 nt
Organism: Notolabrus celidotus (New Zealand spotty)
Lineage: Eukaryota; Metazoa; Chordata; Actinopteri; Labriformes; Labridae
Product: retinal Mueller cells isomerohydrolase-like
Exons: 14
Coding region: 256-1857 (533 amino acids)
Biological process (GO): retinal metabolic process; zeaxanthin biosynthetic process
Molecular function (GO): retinol isomerase activity; beta-carotene 15,15'-dioxygenase activity; all-trans-retinyl-ester hydrolase, 11-cis retinol forming activity
Source: RefSeq, a predicted model, not a curated record
GAGGGGGACAAGGUGGAGGAAGAGGAGUGGAGCAAAAGGUUUGAGAGGAAAUCAGGGGAGAAGGAAAGGGGGAUGCAGUGGAGAGUUGGAGGGGUUGGAGAAAGGAUGGAAAGGGGGAGGAUAGGAGGAAAAGAGGGGUGGGAGCAGUGGGCUGAGUUUCCAUCCCUCACCGCAGGAAAUCUGUGUUUGGUUUAAAUGCCAGCCGGAGUCUCCUAGCAGGCUACUUGUGAGUGUGAGUGAAGAAAAUACAGCAGCAUGGUCAGCCGUGUGGAGCAUCCUGCUGCAGGCUACAAGAAGAUCUUUGAGACAGUGGAGGAGCUGGAUGACCCCAUACCUGCAUAUGUCAAAGGUAGGAUACCGACAUGGCUGGGCGGCAGUGUCCUCAGGAUGGGUCCUGGUCUUUUCGAAAUUGGAGAUGAACCUCUCCACCACAUGUUCGACGGACAGGCUCUCAUUCACAAGUUUGACCUGAAGGAAGGCCAGGUGACCUACCACAGGAGGUUCAUCAGGACAGAUGCGUAUGUUCGUGCCAUCACAGAGAACAGAGUCGUCAUCACUGAGUUUGGAACGGCAGCCUACCCAGACCCCUGCAAAAACAUCUUCUCUAGAUUCUUCACUUACUUCAGAGGCAUGGAGGUGACUGAUAACUGCUUAGUGAACAUCUAUCCAAUCGGUGAAGACUUCUACGCCGUCACAGAAACCAACUACAUCACCAAAGUGGAUCCUGAUUCGCUGGAGACUUUGGAGAAGGUGGACCUGGGUAAAUACCUCUCAGUGAACGGGUUGACAGCCCACCCCCACAUUGAAAAAGACGGUACGGUCUAUAACAUCGGUAACUGCUUUGGCAAAAACCUGAGUCUGGCUUAUAACAUCGUCAAGAUCCCGCCUGCUGAGGAUGGUGAGUCAAAUUGUCUGGAGAAAUCUCAGGUGGUGGUUCAGCUGCCCAGCAGUGAGAGGUUAAAACCCUCCUACAUACAUAGUUUUGGCAUGACAAAAAACUACUUUGUGUUUGUGGAGCCGCCCGUGAAGAUAAAUCUACUCAAGUUCCUCUCAGCGUGGAGCAUCAGAGGAGCCUCAUACAUGGACUGCUUCGAGUCCAAUGAGACACUGGGGACUUGGUUCCACUUGGCCACUAAGGACCCCGCAGGUUAUUUGAGCAACCACAAGUUCCGAACAUCGGCUUUCAACAUCUUUCACCACAUCAACACGUACGAGGAGGAGGAGGGGUUCAUCGUGGUUGAUGUCUGCACCUGGAAAGGUCAUGACUUUGUGUAUAACUACCUGUACCUGGCCAACCUGAAGGAGGACUGGGAGGAGGUGAAGAAAGCAGCGAUGAGAGCUCCUCAGCCCGAGGUCAGGCGAUACGUGCUGCCGCUGGAUAUACACAAAGAGGAGCAGGGGAAGAAUCUGGUGUCUCUGCCCUACACUACAGCCACUGCUGUUCUCCGCAGUGAUGGCACCAUCUGGCUGGAGCCUGAAGUGCUCUUCUCUGGACCUAGACAGGCCUUUGAGUUCCCUCAGAUCAACUACUCUCUGUGCAAUGGAGAGAAGUACUCCUUUACUUACGGCCUGGGACUCAACCACUUCAUACCCGACAGGAUAGUGAAGCUGAACGUUCAGACCAAAGAGACCUGGGUGUGGCAGGAGGAGGAUUGUUACCCUUCAGAGCCGCUGUUUGUACCCAGACCUGGAGCGACGAAGGAGGACGACGGUGUGCUGCUGAGCAUCGUUGUGAAGCCGGGUGCAGAGAGGCCAGGCUUCCUGUUGGUGCUGGACGCCGUGAAACUGAGGGAGCUGGCUCGGGCAGAGGUCAGCACCAUCAUCCCUGUGACGCUGCACGGCCUGUACAAACCAUGAACCUCCAUCCUUCAGUGCUUCAUUGAAACAUACUCCGAAUGUUAGCUUCUUGAACGUAUCAUGAACCUUACAGUGACUUUAAUUCAGGGCAGAGGUGGAUUAGAGCUUCUUACUAAAGGCGUUUGCUAAUGUUUACAAGGUUUCUGAACAAGCUACAUAAUUCAGUUUGACCCUGCUGUUCUCCAAGUAGAGGAUUUUGAUUAUUUGGCUUAGCGGUAUUAUUCAUGUCACCAUAAAGGAUCUGUAUUUGUAUCCUUUUAUUUGUAUAAGCGUAUAAUUAACCAUUCAACAUUUAUGUUCUUGUUGUCUGUUUGCAUGUGUUCAUAAUGAUGAAAGGGGUCUGAGAGUUCAGAGUGGAACUUUUUGAGGACUUUGAUUUCUAAAAAGGUUAAAAAAAUAUUCUCACAAGUUAAUUUUUUUUGUCGUGGUUUUUUUAAAAGGCUUUCAUUUUUCGACAAAUAUUACUGAAACAGCUGCAUGACAGAGCCCAAAAAGCUUCUUAAUCUGAUGUGGUUCAUAAAUAAAAAUGUUUGAAACAAA